Microtus oregoni (creeping vole) is the source of this 924-nucleotide messenger RNA. Its product is annotated as translation initiation factor IF-2-like. The coding region runs from base 1 to 924 and encodes 307 amino acids. The transcript has 2 exons. Lineage: Eukaryota; Metazoa; Chordata; Mammalia; Rodentia; Cricetidae. The record is from RefSeq and is a predicted model, not a curated record.
AUGACCAAGCACUUAGGUGGCCGCUUAAAAACGCAAGAAACCGUGGUGAAGACCCAAGACGAGGCGCUCGGGCAGAAUAAAGCUUCCAUGUCGGCCAAAGUGCUAGAAUACUUGGACCAGCGAGCCCCGCCAGGCCCGGUUCGGCUACCAGAACCGUGCUUGGCACGGAGCGGCGAGAGGGGACACCGCCAAAAGGGGAGGUCGCGGCGCGCGCACAGCACACAGCAGAGAGGCCCGGGCCCGGGCGGGACGUGUCGGGGAGCCUGGAGGGGACCCCAGAGACGCGACCGUUACUUAGGGACCGAACACGGUGGGGUGCGGGAAAGCGCGGGCCGGGAGGACGGCGUGCCCUUCAGGGAGGGGCGCCAGAGGGGCAGCAGGGCCUUCUCCCCCCACACCCGCCCGAACCGGAGCCGCUCCGGGGAGGGAGGGAGGGAGAAGGGAAGGCGGGCGGGCGGGCGCGGGGCACGGGGAGGAGGGCCCGCGCGCGCCGCGGCCCCGGCUCCUGCCCGCAAAGGCUCCCGGGCGGCCGCCGCUGGCGUCGGGGGCGGGCCUGCUCCGGUGCUCGCAGAGCUUACCGGGGGCGCGAGGUUCCCGGUCCCCCCGGGCGUUGGCGACCCGGGCGCGGUGCUGGCGGUGACGGGCGGGUGGCGCGCGGCGGGACCGGGACGGCGGCGGCGGCGGCAAGGGGGGGAGGGGGACUGGCGGGCGCUGGCGCUCCCGCGGCGGCCGCUCCUCUCUGUUUGUGUUUGUAGCAAGAUGGCUGCCCGCCUCGUACCACGUGACACGGACGCGGGGCCGCCCCCUCCAACGCCACCGCGGCCGCGGCUCCCCCUGCCACCUCGCUCUCGGACUCCGACCCGCCCGCCGGGGUCCCCCCACCCGGCCGCGCUGCACCCCGCCGCCCACUCCCGGACACGUUGA